Elephantulus edwardii (Cape elephant shrew) is the source of this 1554-nucleotide messenger RNA. Its product is annotated as cytochrome P450 1A2-like. The coding region runs from base 1 to 1554 and encodes 517 amino acids. Gene Ontology annotation, molecular function: steroid 17-alpha-monooxygenase activity; oxidoreductase activity, acting on paired donors, with incorporation or reduction of molecular oxygen, reduced flavin or flavoprotein as one donor, and incorporation of one atom of oxygen; heme binding. Gene Ontology annotation, biological process: hormone biosynthetic process; progesterone metabolic process. The transcript has 6 exons. NCBI's taxonomy places the organism in Eukaryota, Metazoa, Chordata, Mammalia, Macroscelidea, Macroscelididae. The record is from RefSeq and is a predicted model, not a curated record.
AUGGCAUUAUUCCAAUCUAUUCCUUUCUCUGCCACUGAGUUCCUUCUGGCUGCCUCCAUCUUCUGCUUCGUAUUCUGGGUGGUCAGGGCCUGGAAAUCACAGGUCCCCAAAGACCUAAAGAGUCCCCCAGGGCCCUGGGGCUUGCCCCUGAUCGGGCAUGUGCUGACCCUGGGGAAAAACCCACACCUGGCACUGACCAGGCUGAGCCAGCAGUACGGGGAUGUGCUGCAGGUGCGCAUCGGCUGCACGCCCGUGGUGGUACUGAGCGGCCUGGACACCAUCCGGCAGGCCCUGGUGCGGCAGGGCGAUGACUUCAAGGGCCGACCUGACCUCUACAGCUUCACCCUGGUCACUGAUGGCCAGAGCAUGACCUUCAACCCUGACUCUGGCCCUGUGUGGGCUGCCCGCCGGCGUCUGGCCCAGAAUGCCCUCAACACCUUUUCCAUAGCCUCAGAUCCAGCCUCUUCAUCCUCCUGCUACCUGGAGGAGCACGUGAGCAAGGAAGCUGAAGCUCUUCUCAGCAAGUUGCAGGAGUUGAUGGCUACGGCUGGGUGCUUUGACCCCUACAGUCAUGUGGUAUCAUCAGUGGCAAAUGUUAUCGGUGCCAUGUGCUUUGGGCAGCAUUUCCCCCAGAGCAGUGAGGAACUGCUCAGCCUUGUGGAGAACAGCCAUGAGUUUGUGGAGACUGCUUCCUCUGGAAACCCCGUGGACUUCUUUCCCUUCCUUCGUUACCUGCCCAACCCCGCCUUGCAGAGGUUCAAGUCCUUCAACCAGAGGUUCUUACGUUUCCUGCAGAAAACAGUCCAGGAACACUACCAAGACUUUGACAAGAACAGUGUCCAGGACAUCACGGGUGCCCUGUUCAAGCACAUCGAGAAAGGCACCAAGGUCAACGGUGGCCUAAUCCCUCAGGAGAAGAUUGUCAACCUUGUCAACGACAUCUUUGGGGCUGGGUUUGACACAGUUACAACAGCCAUUUCCUGGAGCCUUAUGUACCUUGUGACGAAACCUGAGAUACAGACGAAGAUCCAGAAGGAACUGGACACAGUGAUUGGCAGGGCGAGGAAGCCCCGGCUUUCUGACAGACCUCAGCUGCCUUACAUGGAAGCCUUCCUCCUGGAAAUGUUUCGACACUCCUCCUUUGUUCCUUUCACCAUUCCCCACAGCACAACAAAGGACACAACUCUGAAUGGCUUCUACAUCCCCAAAGAGUGUUGUAUCUUUGUAAACCAGUGGCAGGUCAACCAUGAUGAGAAGCUCUGGGGGGAUCCAUCUGAAUUCCGGCCAGAGCGAUUUCUCACUGCCAAGAGCAACACCAUCAAUAAGACUCUGAGCGAGAAAGUGAUGCUCUUCGGAAUGGGCAAGCGCAGGUGCAUCGGCGAGGUCCUGGCCAAGUGGGAAAUCUUCCUCUUCUUAGCCAUCCUGCUGCAGCGGCUGGAGUUCAGCGUGCCCCCAGGCAUAAAGGUGGACCUCACUCCCAUGUAUGGGCUAACCAUGAAGCAUGCCCGCUGCCAGCAUGUCCAGGCACGUCUGCGAUUCUCCAUCAAGGGCUGA